UAUGUUGCUCAAGGAAGAGCCAUUAGACAUGUUGUCAGUUUGUUUGACAACAUUGAACAACUUAUUAGCAAAAAUGACAGAAGGUACUAUGAAGAGGAGGGUGACAUUACUAUCGAUCAAGAAUGUUUGCAGUCAGGAUAUAUUACUCUAUUACACACACUGAAGUGGUUUGAGAAGAAGACAUCGGACAUGAAUCAUGAAGAAUAUAUCCAAAUGUUAAAAAUGCUUCACCAGGGAGCUGAUGGUGUCAGAGGAGAUGAUACCUCUAAACUCAAAGCUCUUGUUGCAGAGUGGGUCAAUGGGGAAUUCAAGCCAGAUCCACGCCUUGAUCCCGAUGAUAAGCAUUGCCAUGGAUUCAUGAAUGAGGCUUGCGGCAGGAUGCUUUACCCAACCGAGCUUGAUUGGAAUAGUGAGACUGUAAAGGCAGAGAUUAGAAAUCGCACAUCUGGUCAUAUUAUGACAGAUCUCUCUUUUCCUACCUUCCUGUACAAAAAGUAUACUGCCAACAUAGACAAUUUAGAGGAGGGUCUGUUUAAGGGUAAAAUUCUAGUUCAGGCGUACAAGGCGGUCUUCAUGUCUCCGUCCUCAGCAAAGAAUGUUGAAGGUGAUGGU
Suillus clintonianus is the source of this 612-nucleotide messenger RNA. RefSeq lists its product as uncharacterized. The transcript has 5 exons. NCBI's taxonomy places the organism in Eukaryota, Fungi, Basidiomycota, Agaricomycetes, Boletales, Suillaceae. The record is from RefSeq and is a predicted model, not a curated record. The annotation marks the transcript as partial.